GGCGGCGGGCACCGAGUCACCAGGUACAACCGUGGGCUCCGAGUCAACUGGGAUGACCGCUGGCACUGGGUCAGACAUUGGAUCGUCUGGCUGGACAGCGGGCAUCGGGUCACCAGGCAUCAGGUCAUUUGGCUCGACAGCGGGCACCGCGUCAUCUGGCAAGGCAGUGGGCUCCGAGUCAACUGGUAUGACCGCGGGCACUGGGUCAGACAUUGGAUCGUCUGGCUGGACAGCGGGCACUGGGUCACCAGGCAUCAGGUCAUUUGGCUUGACAGCGGGCACUGCGUCAUCUGGCAAGGCAGUGGGCUCCGAGUCAACAGGCACGACAGUGAGCACCGGGUCAUCAGGUACCGGAUUGUCUGGCUCGACAGCGGGCAUCGGGUCACCAGGCAUCAGGUCAUUUGGCUCGACAGCGGGCACCGGAUCAGGUACCGGAUCAUCUGGAUCAACAGCGGGCAUCGAGUCAACUGGCCUAAUAGGAUCGUCAGGCUGGAUCAGUUCAUCAUGCUGGGUAGAGGCAUCAGGCCGAGUAGAGGCUUCAGGCCGAGUAGAGGCUUCAGGCCGAGUAGAGGCAUCAGGCCGAGUAGAGGCAUCA
Molecule: messenger RNA, 595 nt
Organism: Staurois parvus
Lineage: Eukaryota; Metazoa; Chordata; Amphibia; Anura; Ranidae
Source: the annotation of a GenBank genome assembly